AUGGCAGAAACUACCCGCCUAGUUAGGCUUGUGAUAGACCAAACAAGUCCCGACAACAACACAAGAAAAGCCGCCGAGCUUGCAUUCACAGAUUAUGUGCGUGAAAACCCGUCAACGGCUGCUUUCGAGCUAGUGAUGGCUGCCACUGUUCCCGAAGACCAACUACCCUUGGAUGUUCGUCAGUCGUGCUUGCUCCAUUUGAAACGGAUUGUUCCGAAGUAUUGGUCGCUUGCGUUCCAGCUGUUUGUGGGGCCUCCCAUUGCUCAGGACUUGAAGGCCAUGAUUCGUCAAAACUUGAUUCUGCUCGCUACGUCCUCGCCCCACUCCAAGAUUCGCCUGAGCAGUGCAUACGUGAUCGUGCAGAUUGCGGGCUCUGACUUUCCGGACGAGUGGCCCGAGUUGCUUCCCAGAUUGUACGAGCUGGCGGUGAAGUAUGACAAUCAUGUGGCUGUCUCUGGAAGCUUGACUGUUCUCUCCGACCUCUUUGAUGAUAUCAUCACCGAGGAGCAGUUCUGGGAGGGCGGCUAUGGUCGCGAGUUUCUCUCGCUCAUCUCCAAUGUGUUGUCUCUGGAACAGUUGGGACUGGAGUCAAAGAUAAGCGCCCUCCAAUUGUACUCGACAGUAUUCUCCACUCUUCUGAGCGUCCAAGCAAUGCAACUGAAAGAAAGGAAAGAGGCCACGUUGGUCCACGUCCAGUCUUUUUCGGCGCUCCUUCUAUCCUUGACCCAAAAAUCAAUUGCCACAUCAAACGCUUCGCUGUCUAUUCUACUCGUAGAAUUGCAGCUUCGCGCACGUAUUUACAUGGUUCUCGAAGACAUAUUGGGCUCGUUCUUUAAGCAAGUUCCCCAAGAAGUCAAACAGAGUCUAUUGACAGCUCUUGCGGAAGACUUCGUUAAUGUCUCGCAGAUUUUCAGAGAAGUAUUUGUGCCAGAGCAGAUCACUGCUCAAUUUACCAAAACCGAUGAGCUUCGGGAUCCUCAGGACCCUGUCACACUCCUUGUGCCUAACUUGCUUGAAAUUCUCUCUCUUUUGCAACAGAAGGUACCAUUAUCCGAUUCUUGGUCCUCAGAUGCGUUCAAUCUUUUUACUUCAAGUCUUGCCGCCUACUCAGUGAUGCCCGCUCGCACCCUUGGAAAUUAUGAGUCUGAUUUCAACACUUUUGUGACGGACUCAACCGAAUUGUCUGGAACGACUAGCAUUAGAGAUUCGAUCUCAGAGUUUUUGAGUAAUUUGAAUCAGAAGGACUCUGUACGUAUAUUCGAGAUUGUAAAUACUAUGGACACUGGAUCUGAUUGGAAGCAUAAAGAGGCUUGCUUGGUCGUUACAGAGGGUCUUUUCUUAAAUGAGAAUAUCGCAACCUUGGGUAAAAACAUACCUAUUGCAACCUGCCUUUCUCAAUUAAGCCGUCUUUUUAGUGCUCCUCUGAACUUUCCCUUUGUUUGUGCUAGAGCUUUCUUUGUCAUUCCCAGAUUGAUGGACAGAUUUUCUUCGCAAAUCUCUGUUGCUUCUUAUGCCUCAGUGGAACUCAAAAAGAUGCUCGAGUUUGCAAAAGCUUCUAUAGGUACUGAUGAAGCUGGUAUUGUGAUUGCAAGUGCUUUGAUCAGUGUCACUUUGUGGAAGAAUAUUGAUAACUUCAGUAUUAGUCAGGUUGAUGUGUCUAUCCAGGAUCUUAUUUUCCAUUUGUGCAAUCUGCUUGUCGAGGAUAGUGAAGAGGACACUUUGCCCGUGCUCAUCGAAGCAAUCUCUGCUGCAAUUGGUAUUUCAGAUGAGAGAGCUCAGACCGUUCAAAUUGACAGUAGUGGAGUUUCUGUUAUCGAAUUGAUUAUGAAAAUUUCUUUCAAGGAGGCGGCAAAUGUGCAAUUGAUUGUUGAUGCGACUGAAUGUUUGGAAUCGUUUUUGGAAGAUCUUAGCAUCGCAAAUUAUCUCCAAGUUUGUGAAAAGUGCGUCCCUUACCUUAUGCAACAGAUUUCAGCCUCUCUCGUCAAAACACCGGUUGAGUACACUCCAGAAUUGAGUCUCCAGCUCGAAAUGUUGUGCAUCAUCAUUUCUCAAUUCCCAUCCGACAGCGGCAGUCAACAGUUUCCUCCACAAUUGUUCUCUUUUGUCUUUCCAUCAACUUCUAAGCUUAUAAUGAACAGUAAUGAUGACGAGAUUCUACAAAAGGCUGCAGAGGUGUUCAAUGCAGUAAUCCAAAAAGCUCCGGAACUAGUUGUUGAAUACAAGGAUGAAGAGACAGGCAGCUCUGGAACUGAGGUUCUAUUGGCAAUCUCAUCGAAAUUUUUGUCACCAGAACUUUCAGAUAGUGCAGCAAUGAACUGCGGUUUGACAGUCAUUUCUCUUUUCGAAAACUUUCAGAAGUAUCUUAACGACGAAUUCUUCUACCAGCUCCUUCAAGCUACAGUUAGACGUCUAGUCAUCGCGAAGUCGAUUGUGACAACCGAGAAUCUCAUUAUGGUAUUUUGUAAGCUCGUUCUCAGCACAUCUCCUGAUUUAGUCAUUCAGGCUUUGACAUCAAUGAAGAUUGUUGAUGAGCAAAACGUUGCUCAUGAUGGUUUAGAACUAGUGAUGCCAAUCUGGCUCAACAACUUUGAGGUGACCAGAGGAUUCGAAAAAAUUAAGCAGAAUGUCUUGGCCUUAGGAAAAAUAUUUUCCGUGGAUGAUAGCAGACUCUCGCGCUUGAUUGUGAAUGGAGAUAUCAUUCCCUAUGAUGGCGACUUAAUCAUCACCCGUUCUAUGGCCAAAAACAUGCCUGAAAAUUAUACUAGAAUUCCUGCUCCACAGAAAAUUUUGCUGCUUCUCGCAGGCGAGUUGGCGUUCCAGUGCCAGCAACCUGAUCCAGAGGAUUACCUCCCCGACGAAACAAACGAAGGCGACGACGACAGUGACUGGGAGGAGAUGGACGAUAUUGGAGUUCCAAACUAUGAGAAAUUGAAGUCAUACGUCAUGUCAGAUGGUGAAGAUGAGCCAUCGUCGCAAGACCAAGGCAUCAAAGAGAUCUUGGUUCAGUUCUUCAAGGAGUGUCUCAGUAAGAAUCUAGGCAACUUCAGUGUCUAUUAUGAAGCUUUAAGUGAUCAGGACAAAACGGUCAUCACCGAAAAUGUCGUCUUCUGA
Molecule: messenger RNA, 3111 nt
Organism: Australozyma saopauloensis
Lineage: Eukaryota; Fungi; Ascomycota; Pichiomycetes; Serinales; Metschnikowiaceae
Exons: 1
Coding region: 1-3111 (1036 amino acids)
Biological process (GO): protein import into nucleus
Cellular component (GO): cytosol; nuclear envelope
Molecular function (GO): small GTPase binding
Source: RefSeq, a predicted model, not a curated record